Necator americanus (New World hookworm) is the source of this 4515-nucleotide messenger RNA. RefSeq lists its product as uncharacterized. NCBI's taxonomy places the organism in Eukaryota, Metazoa, Nematoda, Chromadorea, Rhabditida, Ancylostomatidae. Gene Ontology annotation, molecular function: DNA polymerase binding. The record is from RefSeq and is a predicted model, not a curated record. Bases 1 to 4515 code for a protein of 1504 amino acids. The transcript has 41 exons. Gene Ontology annotation, cellular component: condensed chromosome; nucleus. Gene Ontology annotation, biological process: homologous chromosome pairing at meiosis; interstrand cross-link repair; mitotic intra-S DNA damage checkpoint signaling.
AUGAUUUGGGAAUUUCAGUUCAAAUCCGAAUGGAUUGAUUCUGUGCAAGAAGAAGAUCGAGAAGGUUGGGCAGAGCUGUGUUCACAGCACGGCGAAGAUGCGGGUAAUCGCGUAUUCGGUCGUACAGUGCCGUUCGUUAGUUUUCUUCCGUUUCCAGUGUUGAUCAAAGCAGAACUUCAAUUGUCUCAGCAUAGCAACUUUACCAAAAAGAUGUCGGAUGCUGAUGACGAUGAUUUAUUUGCUGAAUUCGUUGAUGCUGAUGAUGAUGCUCAAGGUGAUGGUCCUUAUAACCAUUUCAACUCCCAGAAGAGCUCAUCUCAGCGCAGUUUCGGCGGAAAAGAUGUACGAACGAACGAGUUUCAGGAUACUCAGAAACGUGAUAUAAUCCUCGUGGAUUUUAAUAACGAUACUGGGGAAACUGUAGCGCCCUCGAAUGAGUUUGAGAAGAUGUUGUGUUGUGAUGGUAUAGAAGUUAGAAACGACGAGAAUUUCAAGAAGUAUAUAUUUAUAGGUGACAUUACCAGCGACUUGCUUGUUGCAAAGUUGGACAAGAAUAUGAAUGAUCGAAGAUACAAAGAUGACCUGUUGAACGCUUUCGAAGAAGCUUUACAGCAGCGAAACAAUUUUGUGACGUACUUGGAACCCUCACAUUCGUCAUGUGGAGUUCAGGAAUCAAUAUUUCGUGUCCUUAUACUAUGUAGAUCAUCGCAAACGAAAACAUUUGAACUGCUUAUGAGCCACCUCGAAGAGCUGCAAAAGGAAAAGCAAGAGGAUUUAAACUUGUCGCAUCUGUGUAUUGCUCAGAUCCGUUUUAUUAAUCGUAUCUAUGACAGUCGUUCUCUGUUCUGUUCAAUAUUCGAGAAAGAAAUUGAAAAAUGGUUGCCAGAGAUUAGAAACAGUUUGAUUUCGUCGAUUCCGGAGGUUCUUACUGAUAUCGGCGUUCAAACUGAAGCAGUACAAGAGCUGCAGUCACUUCUAUUGCGUGAUGUGAAGACUGAUCCUAUUGGAUGCAAGAUGGCUGUUAUAUCGUCUCUCUCAUUGCUCAAUUCGGAUCCGGAGACGAACAAGAAGCUUCAAACAAGAAUUAUACAAUCUCUAAGCAGUUUCGAAGUGGAACUGGUUCCUUCGCUCAUUGAGCUUAUUCUUCGGCGUUUGGAUAACUCUAGCAGGAAUGUGUUCUCUGAUCUUCUAUGUCAGCUUUCGUCUCAUUUAAGGAUUGAUGAACUGCGACCUAGUCGUCAAGGGAAGGUUCGUCGCUCUUUGGAUGACCUCGUAGGAGAAAUGUUUGACAAAAUCGCCGACUUCGUUGUUUUGGGAGGCGAAACUCUUUGGAAAGAAGUGCACAGAUUCUUCAGAAACAUAGGGGUAACUGAAAAAGGUGCUUGCAACGAUGUCUCACAGGAGAGCGUCAUUUCUCCAGACACUAGUUCACCGCAUAGCCUGAGAUUAUUCGAAGUAAUGCUUUCGAUUGCCCUUUUAUCACUUCGUUCUUGUCCUCUCAACGUCGCGACUACAAUUAAGCAGCGCUUUGUUCAGUCUCAAGAAAACAUCGAAUCACUUAGUCGUUUGUUCAGCACCGCCUUGAAGUUCAAAACGUUUUGUGAACGCAAUGUGAAUUCGAUCAUUUCUGUUGCUCAACAAUGUUUGUGGUCUAGAAAACCUGACUCUCAGAAGCUUGGAGCAGAUAUUUUCAAAAACCUUGUUCUUUUUGUGCCUAAACAUAUAGAGCUGGUACUUAAGACGAUGCUGUCACAUAUAGUACAGUCGGAAACAGAAUCUGAAGCCAUCCUUAACGAAUUUACGGCACUGAUUGUUGAGAGACCUAAAGCAGUAGGACCAUUCAUUGGCCUUGUGUCGGGAUAUUUCUUCGUUCUUGACCGAAUGACCACUGGAAAUGUGAAAAGAUUGUUUCGUGCCGUUUUUCGACUUUAUGCUGCUGAGCCGUCAACGAUGUCUCAAAAGGACAAUCUCAAUGCAAUGAUACCUUUGCUACUUCGCGCAGCCGACAACGUUCAGCCGAUUUUUGGUGUGUUAGCUGCGUUAAUGAAACUGGAGACAGCACUACUGUUGGAAGAAUAUCCAACGAGAGAAGAAGAUGUGCGAAACUCAUUGCAGUUAUUAGACGAGGCUCGUAGUGCUUCCAGCUACAUUCGAACAUGUUAUUAUUCUGGGCUAGCUGAUGUUUUGCGCGUCUGCUUUGGAUGCUCGAAAUGUAUAGCGAUGCAUGAGUGGCUCACUGUUUUUGUGGAAGAAUUUCGCUCCGAUUUUUUCACGGAUCAGUAUGAACCCUCGAGUGAGUUCGAAGGUGCAAGGUACAUUUACCAGGGCUCAACUUUGUGGCUGAAGUGCUCAAACAGUCAAAAUCUUGGCGAGGCUACUCCCUUGUUGGAAGCAGUAAUGGAAGCGAUUCGACUACAAGAAACAUGGCCGAUUGCUGGUACGAUGGAAGCGACGCAGCGAGACCUUUGGUCAAGAAUUUUCUAUGCACUAAGUGCUAAUAUUUGCGUACAAGGAGUGAAUGACAAUUCGAAAACUUCGUGUGAUACAUUGUUUCGCACAAUCCAGUGGAUUCGGACGCUAUUUAAUGUAUUCUCAGAAGAAGAGGCUUGCACAAGCGUUGACAGUGCUACACUCGAUGAAUUGUGGACGAAAAAGUUUCUGCUGAUGUUUGAAUGUCAAAAAGAACUUACAUCUAAAGCGAAAGCAUUUGGACAAUGGCCAGUGCCUGAUCAAAGCCCGCUGUUUCCAAUUACUGUUGUCUCUUUGGACUCUAAGAAAAAACCUACGAAGAGAGCACCUAAAAGAAAGCGAAAUGCACCAACAGACGAGGGGGAGGAAGUUGCAGAGGCUAUACUUCCGCUAAUGCAAGCACCUUCAUUAUGUGGAGGAGAAAAGAAAAGACUUGUUGGCAAAAGUGUUCCACUAGCUAAACUGACGUCGUGUAUGAAGACGUUGAAAUUAUCAGCAGUGGUAAAACUCAUGAAGUUGACCCAAGGUAGGCGGCGAGCAUCUAUUCUGCUUAUGGAUCACUUACUAGAAAUAUUGAAGCAAGUAUGUCCCAGGAUUGGAAAGAAGUCUCUACCUUGGGCGAAGGGAGAGUCAUCAGCUGCCUGUCUUCAUGGUGAUGUAAGUCAUAUUUCAGCCCAGGUGGAUAAGUUGUUACCUAUCCUCUGGAAUACAUUCUCGAAGACUGUCUCAUAUUUCCGGGACCAGUUUAAUUCGUCAGCAGUGGUGACAACAGAAACCGAUGUUUCUGAUCAACUGGCGGACCUGUUACGGCUUUGUCUUGCUACUCUGGCGCACUUGUUCUCAUGGAACUACGUGUCGGUGUUGCCCAGUGAUUCUGAUGCAGUGUCGACGAGAAAGAAGAGUCGCCGUGAAAAACUUAUGGAUAUUUUAGAGCAUGCCAUUCUUCAGGAAGAUAGCGAGAGGGGUGCUGGUAGCGAGGCGGAAAAGAAUGUUUACGAAUACCUGAUUGAUAUGUGCGAAGUGGUGCCUAAUGUCGGUGUCGCGAUCGUUCUCUUGGAAUGUGCAUCAUCGAUUCACUCACCUAGUGAAGAGCUCAGCAGUAAAUUAGCUCGACAAACACUGGGAUUUUUGAAGAAGGAAUGGUCGGACAAAGAAGGAAAAGCGAUCAAAGGGGCAACACUGACGUCGGCUGUCAGAAAACUGCUGAGUCAUUACCUAAAUCUUCGACCUGUGAACUGUCGACUUUGCGCGAUACAAUGGAUUCUUGCUAAAAAGCUUGCUGAUUUGGUUCCUCAUGACGAAAGAAGGAAAAGUAAAGUGUACGACCAAGAAUCGGACGAUCCUGAUUUGAAUGAACGUUACACAAACCAAAUCUUUGCCUGUUUCACGAGAGCCACAUUUGGAACGAUUUACAAGGUCCUAUUUGUUGCCAUGAACGAUGCACUAUCAGCUGAGGUAGUUCAACUGCCUGGAACCGUCUCUAAAAGAAUUGCUGUCGAGAAGUGUUUGCGUACUUGGAAUAUCGCGGCUGGAUGCGUAUCGUUGUUUGGACUGAUGUUACGGGUCAGAGAACUACGCAGUACUUCUCUUCUCGUGACAGCAAUCAAAGAAGGGAAAAGAUUCCUUGGUAUGAUGUGCAAUAAAAGCAGCUCUUUCAUGUACUUACUGGAAGAUAAAGCCCGCCUUGCAGACGUGACAGAAAAUGUUGUGGAAAUUAUUAAGUCGGUGCAGAUUGGAAAUCGAAAUUUCCAGAACAUUUGUGUACAUGCAAAGACAACUCGUUCUAACGUUCUGCUCAAACUCGUGCCAGAUUUUCGAGUAACAAACGAACAAUGGAUGAGAGGCAUUCAAGCAAAACUUGUUGGGAUCAACUGUUUAGAAGCAUUCGAGAUUGGGUUGCUGAAGCCACGCGAUAUCAAUGGAGAGGAAAUUAUCUAUUCUGGAGAUGAUCGUAGUAGUUCCAGCCGCUCUGAGUCCGAAGCAGAAGAAAACGCUGAGGAGGCUCAAUCUGGUUCCGAUGACGGGAAUACUAGUGAAGUAUAUUAG